CCCACAGCACGGAUCAGGACGGGCUCUGAGGCUGGGCUGCAGCAGAGCCACUCCACUUUAAACAUGUCAGCACAAUUCGGCUUUUUGAGGAUCGCUGAACUGCGGCGUCUUCUGCAGGAUGAGGAGAAAUGCAACGCAAUAAUCCGAUAUAGCGAAAAGUUUCAGAGUCUGAAGAGCGCCAUUGAGAACAUUUUGGUUUCCAAUCAUAGAUUGGCAAAAGCCAGUCUUUUUCAUAAACCAGCCUUUAGAGAUACAAAGAGGCUGCUUGCAAUGAAAUACAAGGAGUUAGAGAAGCUAAUGGGGAACAUCAGAGCAAAACUAAGUUAUCUGGGUAAGUUAAAGUUGAUUUUUAACAUUUCUAAUAUAUUUUCUAAUUAUGUAUUGGCUACAUUGGCCUAUAUUCUUCUCAAUACCGUUAAAAUCUUUCUUUUUUAUGUUGUUAAUUUCACAGAUGAAAAGUACACAGGCCUACUUCAUAUGGUUCAACUGUCCCUCGUGAAAAAUAUAUUAAGUGUAGAGCAGGAAAGUGAGGCUCUCCUACAGAGGUUUGUGGACGGGGAAACACCUGUGGGCGACUUCCUGGAAGGGUUCCUACACCUGCGGAAACUCUACCACGUCCGGCAGGUCUUGAGGGACGUAACCCGAGACAUGGUCAUCGCCCGACGGACCCCUGGGAGCCCAGCGGGCGUCGGUACCACCGGAGACCCCCGGCGGUUCGUCCCCCCGCCCGCUGGGCCCCUCUCGCACCCCCGCUGCGAUCGCUUCUGCAGCCUGGCGCCGGUCUUGGUCUUACCCGCCAUCGGCCGGUCCCUCGCCCCCCCGCCGUCGGGGGCCCUUGGGCGCCGGGAGGCCCCGCCCCGGGGGCAGGGCGGGUCCUACUGGGUCCACCACCACCACCACCACCAUCACCUCCACCACCACCAGCACCACCUCCUCCAGCAGCACCAGCAGCGGCUGCGAUGUUCCAGGAGGGGGAGGAAACCCGCCCGCCUUCAGAAACCCCAGACCCCCCCUGGGAGGCGGGGCCCGGGGCUCGACUGAGGCCAGGGGCCUCGGACCCACCUGAUCUUGGGUCUGUUUUCAUUCAUCUUAAUGUAUUGAGUGUUUUAUUAUGUUGCUUGCGGUGCUCUGUUUGUGUACUGUGGAGUUGAUAUGGUAAAGAUAGUUUAGUUAACUGUAAGAGGCCUCUUCAUCCUAUCUGAUGUUGAGACAGUUUUAUGGCCCUUCACUGUACUUGUUGACAUGGUUAGACACUCUUAAACUGGUUGGCUUGGUUUAUGCUUUGUGUUUACUGGUACAAACCUGUACUGUGCCCCGUGAACCUGAUAUCUGUGCUCAUCUGUCUCCAGAGAGUCCUGCCAAGUCUGCUUAAUAGCCUAGUGACACACUUCAUCUUAAACCAUACCACACACCGCCCUAAAACGAAAAACAUUGACGCACAUUAUAUCCCUAAAGGCCGGACUCUUUUGAGAAACGUGAGCAGACCUCCGCACAUCCUCCUGUAGAUAGUUGUUAGAUGAACUCAUCCAUUCAUCCAUCCGACCAGCAGCGUGGGGGUACAGGAGGUCAUUCGGGUUCGUGGAGGUUACCCCGAGUGCAUCUGGCCCAGACAGGACCCCCAUGCUAAUUUACCCCCGAAGAAAACCCACUACAGUUUCACGUGUGAUCAAUAGCAAGGCGAACGGAGAGAGCUUUUGGUUACCCGCCUGACUUUUGUUACAUCGAUGUCAGCGGCACCUAUUAUUCUGCAGGGUAUAAAUUGACCAAUUUUCUCGUCUGUCAGCCAAUGAAUGAAUUCCCCUACUGCUCAAUGGCUCGGCCGUCUAAGAUGGGCUAAUGUGCUUAUUUGUUUUGUUCGGUAAAUGCUGGGAUUAAAUUCUCGCUUCCAAACUGCGAAACACGUCAACUAUUUACAUAAA
Molecule: messenger RNA, 1919 nt
Organism: Gadus macrocephalus (Pacific cod)
Lineage: Eukaryota; Metazoa; Chordata; Actinopteri; Gadiformes; Gadidae
Product: vacuolar protein sorting-associated protein 37B-like
Exons: 3
Coding region: 64-1041 (325 amino acids)
Biological process (GO): ubiquitin-dependent protein catabolic process via the multivesicular body sorting pathway; protein targeting to membrane; protein targeting to vacuole
Cellular component (GO): ESCRT I complex
Source: RefSeq, a predicted model, not a curated record